Perkinsus marinus ATCC 50983 is the source of this 468-nucleotide messenger RNA. RefSeq lists its product as hypothetical. The record is from RefSeq and is a predicted model, not a curated record. The transcript has a single exon. Lineage: Eukaryota; Perkinsozoa; Perkinsida; Perkinsidae. Bases 1 to 468 code for a protein of 155 amino acids.
AUGAAUACUCGUCCGUUGGAUUAUGCUAACUCUGACGAGCCAUCUGGCGAGUUUGUCGUGGUUACGCCUGAUCAAUUGGCUCGUGGAUUUACUCGUAAGCGAGGUUGCGUCCUCGCUGGUGGCUCUUCUACUCUUCCUAUUUCUCACCGCGUUAGAGCAGUGCGGUGUUAUUUCCUGAAUGAGAUGUUCCGCGACAUGAGGAUGGCUGUCGCUCGCUCUAUGGGGUACCAGAGCUUGAAGAACAAGAUCCUGAAGCCUACGAUUGGUGACCCAGUGCUGAUCUACCAUCCGGAAAAGAAGCUGAGCCCCGGAUACCGUUUGGGUCAUGUGAAGGAUCUGCUAGAUGAAGGUAGAAGGAUCCGUAUUGUCUUAACUGACGGUAGCGUUGUUGAUCAUCAUCACUAUAAUGUUGUGCCGAUUCUGCAUCACCCUCAAUUGUCGGGGCAGAGGGGGCGUAUUGAGGAUUGA